AUGCCCAUGUUGGCGGAGCCAUCGGCCCAGGCCAGCGAGUCCUCCAAAGGAGAGACUGAGACGGUGGACGUCCUCCAGCACUUUGCCAAUGCGUCUUUGCACUUGCAAGAGCUUGCAAAGCUGUUGCGAGAUAUCCGGGCAGAGACACCGCCGGUGUCGUCUAGAUCCGUGCAUGAAGCGCAGGGAGGACUCGAGGCUGGCCCUGGCCCUGGCCCGGGCGGCCCUGCGCUGGUUCCCGUGCUCCCGAUCGCAAAGGCCGCGGAGCCUUUGGAGCUCGGCGAGACAGACUCCAGCUUUCCAACAGGUCUCGUGAGCACGUCAGACUCUCUGACGCUGUCAGCCUCCCCGGCUGGGGUUGACGAGGAGGUUGCACCGCUCUUGUCAGCUGAAGGUAAUGCAGAAAGAGAGCUUGCAGAGGGCACACCGGCGGAUUCGCCGACGCUGCACGAGGCCGAUGCGGAAGCAGAUGUGACACUGCAUCCGUCGGCUCUGGAUUCGAGCGAGCCAGGUGCAGGUGACGCAGUUGCUCCCUCGGCCCCGCCCGAGGCGAUUCUGAAGGAGGCACCGAUGGAAGCGGACUCUGAGGAAGGUUGCAGGGAAGAAGCAGCAGUGACUUUACCUGAAGGCGAUGCAGGGGCAAGCCUUGCGGAGGUUGCCCCUAAAGCACCGUCAGAGGUUGAUUCCGAGCCAUCCUCCAUUGACCGGUUGGGUGACAAGGAGAAGCAGGCUCUGGCUGCUGCCCAUCAAACGCUCACGGAGAUGGCGAAGCUAUUGCUUGAAGCGGCAGUGGAAUCUCCGGCAGCCAGUCCCCGGCCAGAGGCCACAGACGACUAG
Molecule: messenger RNA, 834 nt
Organism: Symbiodinium sp. CCMP2592
Lineage: Eukaryota; Dinophyceae; Suessiales; Symbiodiniaceae
Source: the annotation of a GenBank genome assembly